Messenger RNA from Haliotis rubra (blacklip abalone), 4741 nucleotides. Its product is annotated as protein wech-like. Gene Ontology annotation, molecular function: ubiquitin-protein transferase activity; zinc ion binding. NCBI's taxonomy places the organism in Eukaryota, Metazoa, Mollusca, Gastropoda, Lepetellida, Haliotidae. The coding region runs from base 431 to 2221 and encodes 596 amino acids. The record is from RefSeq and is a predicted model, not a curated record. Gene Ontology annotation, cellular component: nucleoplasm; chromatin. The transcript is spliced from 3 exons. Gene Ontology annotation, biological process: positive regulation of DNA-templated transcription.
UGGUACGCAGAAGAGACAGGUAGACAGGCGGGUUGCAUAUUUCAAAGCAUCAGGGAGACAGAAGAUGGUCUCAUCGUGUGAAUAAUUCGUAUACAUUCAGAUCACCGAUAGCAUCUAUUCAGAUUUAAGGCAUAUUGUUUAAAAUACUGAGUUAGUUUUGUCUACACUCAAAAUUUGAAAGGAAGAGAAACCGAAAGUAGGAAUUGUUGGACGCGAGGUUUUAAAACUAAAAUAUAGUGAUGCCAUUUUCUGUUAUUGUCCUGUUUUUUACCAAUGUCUGGCAUGCAGAUGUCGAUGUCCCGUGAGGAGAAAGUGGUGGAAUUCCUGACCUGUGUGAUCUGCCAGGAACAGUACACAGACCCGUGUACACUGAGGUGUGAUCACACAUUCUGCAGGAAAUGUGUCACCUCAUACGUCCAGACCAGACCAGAUGCUAUACAGUCCAAGACCAUCCCCUGUCCCUGCUGUCGACAAGAUACCAAGGUCCCCCCACCCCAGGAGGCCGGUGGAGGAGUGGGCGGGGCAGAUCAAAGCCAGCAUCAUUAUACAGGGGCUGAUUGACACACAGGAACCUUCUACAAGUACUGCAGAUACUGGUUCGUUUUGCUCGGUGUGUGAGAAGUUAGGGGAGACAACUCCAGGAACCUUAUGGUGUUCUGAGUGUGAAGUGCUCCUCUGCAAGAGAUGUGUCAAGAUGCAUCGUGCAAGUCCAGCAUCACAUGACCAUGAAAUGUGUGACCUUUCAGGAGAGAUGAAUGUCAAGAGAAGACGUAAGGUUGUAUGUCCGGAACACAAGGGUGAGGUUAUAAAGUUCGUCUGUAAAGACUGUCACAAAGCCGCAUGUCAGACAUGCUGCGUGCUUCACCACAGGAAAUGUGAGUCUGUCGUUACUAUGGAGUCAGUGAUGCCAACCAUGAAGUACCAUUUGAGAAAGAACGUGAAAGUAUUAUCAAAGAAAAUGAAUAGAAAACAAACGCUGGUUAAAAAAACACACAAGAAAAUUAGAGGAAUAGAGAAAACUAAAGUAGCUGUAGAAGGUCACAUCAAAUCUGCUGUUGAGAGAGUCAUCGCCAACAUCAAACAGAAAGAAAUACAGCUGAUGAAUGAAGUCAAUGAUAUUACAGAUAAACAAACACAGCAACUUAAGGCAGAUAUUAAACUUGAAGAGAUCGAGAUGCAGAUGUACAGACAACAUUGUGAGUUCAUUGACCAGGCCUUGGUAUCGGACUGUGAGAUGGACCUGUAUGACGCGUAUCAGGCCUGGGAGUCUGGAGCUGUAGAGAUGGAGGAUGUCAGGGAUACAGAGGCAGCAGACACCCGGAGAAUAGAUGACAUCAGGUUUACACCUGACACUGACAAUGUCCUAAAGGCCCUAGAUAACCUGCAGUUUGGGGAGAUUGACGUCACAUACCAGGAUCAGGAGCAAUAUCUGCCAUCUCCAGUGCUGGUUGACAGGAUAGAUGUGAGGGUGUCGGGUGAUGAGGAGGACCCUCUUCUAUUUGAUGUGACAGUUCUGGUUGUAGAUGGUGUACAGACAUGUGUUGUUACCGACUAUAAUAACAAGUGCGUGAAAUCUUUCUUCACAAGAAAUAAUCAUUCAUGCCACAGUAAACUUCCCCUGGAUAACACUCCACAUGGGAUAACACAGUUGAAUGAGAAGCAGGUGAUGGUUGCUGUCCCAGACUCCCAUCAGAUUGUAACAAUAGAAGUGACCCCUGACCUGGUGCUGCUCUCAACCAUCACAACACGUACCGGAUACUACAGUCUGGCUGUUCUGAAUCCAUCAUCUCUAGCAGCAGGUGCUUGGAAAUGUGUUGAUAUCCUGGACAUGUCUGGACACGUGUUGAGGUCAAUCACUACACACAAUGAUGACUCACUGUUUACCUACCCCUUCUACAUGUGUGUCAACAACAAGGGCAACCUACUCGUGUCUGACUGUUGGAAGAAGUCUGUGACAUGUCUGACGUCAGAGGGGGAUGUUGUGUGGAGAUACGCCCCUGCCGGAGACAGAGCACUCAGCUUCCCUCGUGGUAUCACAACUACCACGACAGGAGACAUCCUGCUUCUAGACAGGGGCAAGGUGAUACAGCUGACAGAGUCGGGGGAGUUUGUCAGAGAAUAUCGAGACAUGGUUGAUUAUCCACGGGGACUGUAUGUAGACAGUCAUGACUCAAUGUACUUGUGUAGCCAAACUCAAAUCCUGGAAUUCCUCUUCAUGUAGUCAUACAUCCCAGCAUCAGUAAAAUAUGAGUUACACUAUAACAGAUCAGUACAGAUAUAGAUAUUUUGAUCAGAUUGGAUACUGUUUGGAUUUGAUAACUGAUCAUAGAAAUAAGUUCCAUAACACAAUAGAACGUUCUCGUCAGUGACUUCCUCCAGGUACUCGUGGACAGAGCGUCUACCAGCGAGUGAAGUCACUGAUUAGAUGCAUCAUUCUAAAUGUGGUACUUGUUGUUACCCUGCCUGUUCAGCAUUGAUAUGAUAAGGCAAGGACAGCUUGGUGUCAGUAGGCUGUGUCUUAGUAGGGUAUCCUGUUGUUCAGCAUUGAUAUGAUAAGGCAAGGACAGCUUGGUGUCAGUAGGCUGUGUCUUAGUAGGGUAUCCUGUUGUUCAGCAUUGAUAUGAUAAGGCAAGGACAGCUUGGUGUCAGUAGGCUGUGUCUUAGUAGGGUAUCCAUGGUAAACUGCGAUGUGAUAUCUCAUCAGAUUCACAGAACGUCCACUAUAUUAGGAAACGUACGAUGGUAGGUUUGCUUGCCCCUCCCCCAGGUCGGGUGUCCAGGUGGGCAGUGAGUAGUGUAGGGGUGACAUACCUUGGCCCUUGCCAAAGAUACACACUGGCCACAGAUCGAAGAUGGAGUGUGGGAAGUCAGGUAUAUUUUUAGAAACAGAUGAUUCUAAAGAACAUAUGAAUGGAUGAAUACUUUGAUGAGGAAUUUGAUUUCGAACAGCUGGGAUAUCAAACUAGUAUGGAAUUCCCGCAGUUAAACCCCGAGCUUGAUAAUGAAAAAUAGCCACUUUGGUUACCAAAUUAUGAAGCCAUAAUUAACCCCAGGGUUAAAUUCAGGAAUUGCACAUAUUGAAAGUAAAGAAACAGUCACAAUGUAAUGAAUGACUUUAAUGUUUACAUCAUUUUACAAAGAGCUGAACUGGAAACGAGAACGAAGGAUACAGUUUGACAUUAAGCUAAUUGGGUCUGUAACGGUUAUAUCAGUUUUAUGAAUAUCUUUCAGAAAGGGCUGGAUGAGUGGGUUAGAUGGCUGACUUUGUGUGCUGGUGAUUAGGACUCUGAGAGUGUGGGUAUUCCCGGAUAGUAUUCAACCUGAAAAUGUACUAGAAUCUGUAUGUGUAAUGUGGAUGUAAUCUGAAAUGUAACAUGUCACAUCAAAACUUGACAGAUCACAGAUCAAAAGGUUAGUGUGGGAAGUCAGGUAUAUUCUAUUUUAGAGGGAAACAUAUUGUCAGUUGUUGAUAACUAUCAUAAAUGUAGCCUGUCAUAACAUAACAUAUUUUUUCAUAUGAAUUUUAUGUUUAUAUAUGAAACUGUACAGGAGUUAGAAGUAUCUCUUGUCUCCCUUGCAGUAUAUGAACCCGCCUGUUUCCAGCAUACACUGCAAAAGUCAUUUCCUGAAAUUGGAAUGUUAGUCCUGUCAAACUACCUGUAUUUUCUCUGGUGUUUCAUAAACAAAUUCACCAGAAGUCAGGUCCCCGCAACUGUCAAAUAUUGAACCAAUCUAAUGAUGUCAAUUGAAAGAUGGUUGAAAAUUUAAUUAUCAAGUGGCAACUACUUGAUGAAAAAUUUAGUCAUAGUGAUUCCUGUUGCUGCCAUGUUGGGGGAAUCAAAUAAAUAGGUGACAGGGACCUGAUCUGCUGUUCAUUACUUAUUCCUUCAGGUAUGUCAUUGUAAUCAAUCACAGGCCACAUUCCCCAGCAAGGCAUGUUGAGUCAUGUUUACACUGCUGUUUCAGAACUCCAGAAAGUAUGUAUUCUUGUGAUCAGCUUACUAUUUUGUAUUUAUAUAUAGUAUUACUCGGUGUUUUGCGGUCUUUGUGUCGGUAGUGAAUUAAUGUUAUUCAUUCAGCAAUUUUGUGAAUCCUUCGUCUAGACAUGGUCAGCUUAUGUUGUGAUGAUAUUUAAUUAAAUUAUCAGAAGUAACACAGAAUUUGUUAACCGAACAUAAGUGGAAGACCAAAAAGAUCACAGUUCUGUUUUGUUGACAACAAUCAGAAUAACUGUACCAAAGGAUCAUGUAAAUGUUGGAAGGCAUAUAUUUUAUAUAUAUUUUCAUUACAUUUUUCAACAUUAUAGUUUUGUAUUGUUUGCGUGGGAUUAACAGUUUCUAUAUACCAACAAUGUCAAGAAAUGUGCUAUAAUAGAAAUAUUGUAGAUUCUAAAUGAUUUUUGAGUUUAUUGUAAUGGGAUUUUAACUGUUGUUGUGUAAAUUGUUCUGGUAAUCUCUACCAGUCUUAUUGCAGCAUACAGUACUUGUACAAGCUGGAAGGAAUAACCUGUAUCACUUUAGAAAACCUGAGUCCAAACACUGCUGUAUUGUUAAAGUACACAUAUGUAUUUGGCAUAUAUUGGCUUAGAAUCACAUUGUUUCUGGACAAAGUGAGACUGUAUUAUUUUUGUUUUGAGUGAAGGGAGAUGACUCUGUAAUACUUACUCUGGCUGAUAGAAGGGAGAAAAUUCACUUCUAUCCAGAGACCAUUUGUCCUUCAGAAACAAAAAAUUGUAAAAUUU